This is a messenger RNA of Brachypodium distachyon (stiff brome), 2081 nucleotides long. RefSeq lists its product as uncharacterized. Bases 216 to 1769 code for a protein of 517 amino acids. Gene Ontology annotation, cellular component: membrane. The transcript is spliced from 14 exons. Gene Ontology annotation, molecular function: ceramide glucosyltransferase activity. The record is from RefSeq and is a predicted model, not a curated record. NCBI's taxonomy places the organism in Eukaryota, Viridiplantae, Streptophyta, Magnoliopsida, Poales, Poaceae. Gene Ontology annotation, biological process: glucosylceramide biosynthetic process.
AAGCACACAUACAAAUUUCGGACGGCACGGCACACCCUAGCUUCUUCGAUUUCUUACCGCUCAAGAGAUCCAGCGAGAGAGCCCUCGUCUCGUCCCCCACGCGGCCUCUCUCUCGCUCCUCCUCCUCCUCCAGACCCCCACAGGGUUCGCCUCGGAGCGUCGUCUAGCAGCUUCCGGCCGCGGCGGAGAGGGGUUUGGGUACGCCGGCCGCGCCAAUGGCGGCAAUGGCCGCCGCCGACGCGAUGCUCGCCGCCGCCAGCCGCGCCGUCUGCAGCUCCGUCGCCGUUUUCUUCCAGAUCCAGGGGUGUUGUAUCUGCUUAUUACUUGCUCUUGGUUGGACUGUUGCUUCAUUUGUCAGAAAAAAGGAGAUACGUAAGAUGAGGCGCAAAAUGAUAGAUGGAAAUAGUUUUGCCUUUCUUUGUGAUGACGUAGAUGAGCUUGAGCACUCUGUUCAGGAGAAAUUACCUAGGGUCUCUGUAAUCAUGCCCUUGAAGGGCUUUGGGGAACACAAUUUACAAAAUUGGAGAACUCAGAUUACCUCUCUUUAUGGGGGACCAGUAGAAUUCUUGUUUGUAGUAGAAAGCAAAGAUGAUCCAGCUUAUCGUGCUGUCUCCUGUUUGAUCGUAGAUUACAAGGACAAGUUGGAGGCAAAGGUGGUUGUUGCUGGGUUCUCAACAACGUGUAGCCAGAAAAUUCAUAAUCAGUUGAUUGGCGUCGAAAAGAUGCAUAAGGACAGCAAAUAUGUUCUGUUUCUGGAUGAUGAUGUCAGACUGCAUCCUGGGACAAUAGGUGCUCUCACGAAAGAAAUGGUGAAGAAUCCUGAGAUAUUUAUCCAAACUGGAUACCCCCUUGACUUACCUUCUGGCAGCUUGGGAAGCUAUUGCAUAUAUGAAUAUCACAUGCCUUGUUCAAUUGGAUUUGCAACUGGUGGGAGGACUUUCUUUUUGUGGGGUGGCUGUAUGAUGAUGCAUGCCGAUGAUUUUCGACAAGACCUGUAUGGUUUAGUCACUGGAUUAAGAAAUGGUGGUUACUCAGAUGACAUGACCCUGGCUGCUAUAGCUGGGCAACAUAAAAGGCUGAUAACUUCACCACCUGUUGCUGUGUUCCCACACCCCCUUGCAAGUGAUCUCAGCUUCUCCAGAUACUGGAAUUAUUUGAGGAAACAAACUUUUGUUCUUGAAUCAUAUGUGUCGAAGGUCAACUGGAUGAUGAACCGUGCACUAUUUGCAACACACUGCUAUUUGUCAUGGGGUUUUAUUUGUCCAUACGCUAUGGCUUUGGUGCAUGUUGCGGCUUUUGUUAGAGCACCAUACAGCGCAAUUGUAAAGGAAGCAUCUGACUCUUCUUUUGGUCUGAAACUAGUGAGCUUUUUGUUUAUAUGCACUCUCACUGAGCUUGUUUCAAUGUGGAAUUUGACGAGAGUGGAAAUUCAACUCUGCAACAUGUUGUCUCCGGAAGGACCAAAAGACUCCCUUCGUUCAUAUAACUGGGGGCUUGUGUUCAUUGCUGUGUUAGUAGACAAUUUCCUCUACCCUAUAUCUGCAUUCCGGUCCCAUUUCUCCCAAUCAAUUAAUUGGUCUGGCAUCAGGUACUACCUGAGAGAUGGGAAAAUAAGCAAGAUUGAAAGGGAGAAUAGGUCGAAGUACACCGAUCUUGGAGGGAAGCAUCUAUAUAGCAAGAGGACAUACCCUCCUGGAAAGUCUUUGUUUGGUUGCUCAUUCUUAAUGAGUUUAGUGCAAUGGCACCAGCCAAAGAAGUAUGAUGUCUAAGAAGGGCAGCCCAAAUUAUGUCCUCGAUUUUGUGGGGCAUCUUGUUGUACAACUCCUUUUUUCUUCUCUUCUUCUUCUUCUUCUUCUUUUCUUCUUUUGAUUGUUUAUUGAUUCUUAGGCUCUCAUUCUUAUUGAAUUUGGUGUUCAGGCAGCGUCACAUCAAAAGGUUUGCACCUCAUAGUUCUUGUAACAUUAUAGAUAUAUAUGUAAGGGGCUGAUUGAGGAAGCGAAAUGUUCCAUAUUGGUUCCUUGCUUCCUGUUUAUUAACAUUAUUCUAUCUAAUUUAGAUAAUGGAGACAAACUUCAAUUUGA